GUCCAAUGGGAGUUGGCGGCGGUGGCGGCCGUGAUGGUGUUUGUAGCGGUGGCGGCGGUGUCUGCGGGAGGCCGAGGCCUGAGCUAGCCUGGGAGCCCUCGGGGAGAGCGGACUCCGCGCGCGGACCCGGCCUGGAAUCCCAACACUCUCCGUGUGGCGGCGGCAGCAAUGGCUCAAGAAGAAAUGGACGUUGAUCUUCAGGUGGUAGAAGGAGGUCCUGCUAUGGAGCAUCAGGAGGAGGCCUCUGCUGAAGCAUUUGUUGGGCUUCCUGUUCCUCAGGUGCCUAUCGAAGUGACCGAGGAAGUUGUGUCAUCCGCCGUGGAGAAUGAGGAGAACAUGGACCCUGGAGCUGCGGCGGCAGAGGACCCAGUACGAGCUGCCGUCGAUCCGGUGCUGCCACAGUCUGCCCUGACCUCGAUGAACAGUUUUAUUGACAGACUGCAGCAGUUGCAUGGGGUGCUGGGCCUCUUGAGGCAGCCCUCUCAGCAGAUCGCACAGUCAGUGCGAACAAGGAGGAGGGCAGUCCGCCUGCAGAGGAGGGCAGGAGGGUCUCAAAGGACUGUGGACUACAGAUCAAGGGCACCACUGGACACAUACUUUCGGGUUAACAGGGUACAACCAAUCCAGUUGGCAGACCCGCCCAAUCCUAAUGAUAAUGACGACGAUGACCCUGGCUCUGAGGACAUCCAUGUGUCGAGUGGCUCUGACACAGAAAGGAACAGUUCCAGUGAGGAUGAGGAGGUGGACAUCCAGGACGAGGACCCAGACGUUGUUGGGCUUGGAGUUUCUGGAGAGGUUCCUGCAGAGGCUCUUCCAGAGGACUCUUCAGCCCAGCAGGAAGCCACUCCUGCUGCUGGUGCUGAGGCCCCCCUCAAACAGCAGUCUCCACUGAAGCCUGAACCACUCCCUCCACCGGCUACAGCUGCCACAAGUCCCUCAGAAGAGGAAGACGGGGACACUUGUGCCAUAUGCUUUGAACAGUGGACCAGCGCGGGGGACCACCGGCUCUCUGCGCUGCGAUGUGGGCACCUCUUUGGGUACAAGUGCAUUUCCAAGUGGCUCAGAGGACAAGCCGGGAAGUGUCCACAGUGCAACAAGAAAGCCAAACGCUCAGACAUUGUGGUUCUCUAUGCCCGAACCCUAAAAGCGCUGGAUACCAGUGAACAGGAGCGCAUGAAAAGUUCCUUGCUCAAGGAGCAGAUGCUGAGGAAGGAGGCUGAGUUAGAAUCAGCCCAGUGCAGGCUCCAGCUGCAGGUCCUUUCAGAUGAAUGUAACAGGCUUCGAAGUCAUGUCCAGGAACUGAAGGUUCUCGUGGCUCAGCAUGGGUCAAAUCCUGCUCAGCCGGGCAGCUCCCAGGCGUGUUUCCAGAACUGUCUGCCUCUCAGCCAGACUCAGCACAAGUACCAGUUUCAGAAGGCCUUCACAGUGUCGCAGGAAGGAAGGUGCCGCGUCAUGGCGUACUGUGACUCCCUGAGCUGCCUGGUGGUAUCCCAGCCCUCUCCUCAGGCCACCUUCCUUCCUGGCUUUGGUGUGAAGAUGAUCAGUAUGGCAGACAUGAAGAGCAGUCAGUAUGUUCCAAUGCACAGCCGAGAGAUCCGGGGGCUGGCCUUCAGCAGGCGGCCGAAUAGCUGGCUGUUGUCGGCCGCGCUAGAUAACACCCUCAAGCUGACAAGCCUGGAGACCAACACGGUGGUGCAGACCUACCACACUGGGCGUGCGGUGUGGAGCUGCUGCUGGUGCCUCGAUGAUGAAAACUACAUCUACGCAGGGCUGGUCAACGGCUCCAUCCUGGUGUAUGAUCUGAGAGACACAAGCUCCCAUGUCCAGGAGUUAGCUCCUCAGAAAUCCAGGUGUCCCCUGGUCUCGCUCUCCUACUUGCCACAGAUGGCCUCGUCGGCAUUUCCUGCUGGCGGCAUAUUAGCCGGAAGCUUAGAAGGUGCCUGCUUCUGGAGACAGAGCAGCAGUAACUGCUUUGACCCUCACACCCUGCCUCUGGAGUCGGGCGGCUGCACUGACUUCCAGGCAGAGAGCCACAGUGGGCACUGCCUUGUCACCUACCGGCCCAAUAAAAACCACAACUCCGUGCGCAGUGUAUUGCUGGAAUUGACCUGCAGUUUAAACGAGGCCACUGAGCCCGUCUACUCGUGCCGGCCCAUUCAGACAUUCCUCGCUGGACCCACUUGCAAGCUGCUGACCAAAAAUGCCAUAUUCCAGAGCCCAGAAGAGAAUGGCAGCAUCCUGGUGUGCGCCAGUGAUGAAUCUUCAAAUUCUGCCAUGAUCUGGGAUGCAGGGAGUGGCAACCUCCUCCAGAAGCUCCAGGCCGACCAGCCUGUGCUGGCACUCUGCCCCUUCGAAUUCAACGAGCACAGCUACUUGGCUACCCUGACAGAGAAGGCUGUCAGGAUCCAUAAAUGGGAGUGACAAGGGUGACCGUCCAGUGCGCUUCCUCCCCAGCCGCUGGCAGUCAUGUGGCCAGUACAGGCUUGUGGCCAGGUUUCAACUGGUGCAUUCUGACUUUAAAAACUGAGCCUCCGUACCAGCAAAGGGAGAGGCCAGGAGUCUUUUCAUGUACUUCUCCUGUGUGAGUCUUUAUUUGUUUUCUGUCUCUGGUCUCCUCUGAACUAGCUGCAUCCAGAGGGCCUCCAGAUGGGAGGUUCUGUCAGGCUUUGUGGGUGUGGUAUGUGAAAGUUCCCCCCUGGGCUUCAUAUGAACUGCCUUUGCAGAAGUCGUGUUUGCUGGUUCCAUUCUUAACAGGCACAGAGGAUUGUCUCUCUGAUCAGACACAGGAGAGUGCUAGGAAAUAGAGGGAAACUUGGAUUAUUAUUGACUAAGUAUACCUAUGAAGGGGGUCCCUUGAGAAACAGGGUAUCUUUGGUUGAGGCAUCGGCUCUGUGGCUCCCCUUUAGCUUGCUCUUUUCAGAGUCCCUUGUGAAAGCUGCCUAGGACUCUGUGACAUGUAGGUUGAGGGGAGGAGGGGAAACUUUAAUUUACCAGAAUUCUUGGGAUCUCAGGAUAAAUUUGUCUCAGCAUCUGAAGGCUUAGUCUUUCUUCUCCUUUGAAAAAAUGUUAGAAAAACAGCAGGAAUUAUGUCAAGGUUAAUUCUUUUCUCUCCAUUAAUAACAGCCUACAAAGGAAAGGCAAACCAGCUGGGACGGCAAAGGGAGGAGAAUUUUAACUGAUGUAAAAAUAGGGAGUAUGGGCAGAAGAGUCUCUUCAGGCUGAUUGUUAUCAGAAAAAUCCCAAUGUAGCUGUUAUUUCUAUGCACACCUGAGGAGAAGCACUGUACUGCUCCUUGAAAUGUUUAUAAAGCCCAGGUGCACUGUGGCGCUUGGAGUAUCAGUGGUGCCUUCCUCUAUCCCAACACCCCCACCCCAGAAGCCACCCCUUGUCACCCAGGCUUGUUUCUCUGGAGGGGUUGAGAGUAGAAUGGCAGCAUCUUUACAGAUGGUAUGAAAAGCCACUGCCAUGCCAGAUAGGCUUGAGCAAAGGGAUUCGGUUUGGAUUUCAAUUUUAUUCCUGCAGCCUGAGCUAACAACCCUAGUGAUCCAGUCAGAAAAGUUUCCAGGUACAAGCCUCUGAAAUGAGAAAUGCAAUGCUUGGAAUGCCUGGUUUUUUUUUCAAUAUUCUCAAAGAUUGGAGGCUUAACAUAAUUUAAGGAAAGAUAGGGCAGCAUUGCUCCCCACACCCUGGGCACCCGUCAGAGGUUGUGCCCAUGAACUGGGGUGGCCACAGUUCUCUGGCUCAAAUGUUCCAAGAGCCUGCUUCACCCUUUGGUAGAUUACAGUGUUUACUAAAUUAAAUGCCCUACUCACUCUUCAGAUCAACUCCUUUCCUUCCCUUCUCAGGGACGCUUUUUAAAUCCCAGCUUCCCAACCUAUGAGAAAGAAAGGAGAAGAGUCUCCUUUUAUCAGCCAAAGAAGGUUCAUUUGUUCUAUUUUGGUUAUCAGGAAUUGUUGCCUAAAUCUGGGCCUGGGGCCCAGAUGGCAGCACAAAACUUGAGUUAACACCCACUCGAUCCGGUCUUUCAGCAAGCCAACUGUUAGCAGAAAUGGCGAGGGCAGGCACUGGACACAGGCUCUCAGUCUUCAGAGAGGCCCUGACCAUGGACCAAUUAUGGGGUGUGGGCUGUACUCUGUGUCUGGGUAACCCUAGAGCUUGGAGGCCACAGCUGCCCACCAGUUCAGGUGCAUUAGGGUUACAUGCAACCAGUGAUGAGUCUCUGGCUCAGAAUCCCCUAAAGGACAGAAAAAGGAAGUGAUUUGGGCAGGAAGGCUGAAGUUUUGCCAAUUCUUGCUUACUUGCUUUACUACAGUGAAUUCAGGCUUUUUGCUGCAAGUAUUGAGGAAAAUGAAUAACUAAGUUUAAGCACUCCCGCAGAAUGCUUUGUCAGGAACAGGAACAAUUCUUCUGGACUUUAUGGCCGGAACCAUCAGGUGCUUUGUCGACUGGUGUGAACACCUGCAGUGAUGUACACAAGACCAGCAUCUCCUCCUCCUUUUCAGCCUUCUAACAAUUUGGUCUGCACUUACUCAUCAAAGGGUUGUUCAGUUAGAAAAUAGAUUAAGAACCUCUUUCUCAGGAGGGUCUGUGUCUGAGGAUCCCUCCUAGAAUCUAUAGGGUAUAUCUUUUGUGGCAUCUGACACAAUUUUAAUUUCAAUUAUUUCCCAUCUAAAUCUUGGAGCCAAGAGGGAUCAGAGUAUUUGGGGGCUUGCUUUGUGCCUAAGUCCAUACUUGCUUGGAAAAACAAGAUUAUGUGAUCUAAGAAACCUUUGUUUAAUUGUACUUUUUGUGUCCUCUAUGUAUAUGAAAAAAUAAAGAAUUUACAGUAGGCUCUCU
This is a messenger RNA of Trichosurus vulpecula (common brushtail), 4836 nucleotides long. RefSeq names its product ring finger and WD repeat domain 3 (gene RFWD3). Gene Ontology annotation, molecular function: protein binding; ubiquitin protein ligase activity. Gene Ontology annotation, cellular component: site of double-strand break; nucleus. Gene Ontology annotation, biological process: protein ubiquitination; interstrand cross-link repair; double-strand break repair via homologous recombination. NCBI's taxonomy places the organism in Eukaryota, Metazoa, Chordata, Mammalia, Diprotodontia, Phalangeridae. Bases 169 to 2421 code for a protein of 750 amino acids. The record is from RefSeq and is a predicted model, not a curated record. The transcript has 13 exons.